CUCUCUCUCUCUCUCUCUCUCAUAAAGAUGGGUACGUUAAAACUAAAAAGCCUUUCAUUCAACAUAUUUCUCAUUGCGUUGUUAGUUUGUCCUUUUUCCAUAAGAACUUGCCAUGCUAGACAAGGGAAACAGUACUGGCCGAUGCCAAACAAGUACUUCCCUACGUCGAUGAACAACUACAACUUUGCACCGGAAAAGAUCAGCGGCGAUAACUCUGCCAUUUUCAAUGUGUUGGACUAUGGUGCCAAGGGCGACGGACGAGCAGACGACACGAAGGCCUUUGAAGCAGCAUGGGAAGCGGCUUGCAAAGUGAAGGCAUCAACAAUAACUGUUCCAUCCGGGUCUGUGUUCCUUGUCAAGCCAAUCUCUUUCUCUGGUUCUGGUUGUCAGCCUGAUAUUGUAUUUCAGUUGGAUGGCAAAAUUAUAGCUCCAACAGACUCAGGGUCAUGGGGUUCAGGUCUUCUACAAUGGAUUGAGUUCGCAAAGCAUGACGGAAUUACAAUCAAAGGCAAAGGGAUUAUUGAUGGACAAGGUUCAGUAUGGUGGAAUGACUCGCCUACAUACUAUCCUACAGAUGACUUUACAUAUAACAGUUCCGAGGAUUUGCAGCAGACAGAGAGUAACAGCGGGAAAUUGCCAAACACCAAACCGACGGCCCUCAGGUUCUAUGGAAGUAAUGGUGUGACGGUCACUGGGAUAACGAUUCAGAACAGUCCUCAGACCCACCUCAAAUUCGACGAUUGCACAAAUGUUCAGGUUUUCAGCGUUGGUGUAUCAUCACCUGAAAGCAGCCCCAACACAGACGGAAUCCACCUACAGAACUCCCAAGACGUGGUCAUCUAUAACAGCAAUCUUGCUUGUGGAGAUGACUGCGUAUCUAUACAAACUGGGUGCUCAAACGUAUACAUACACAAUGUCAACUGUGGACCUGGACAUGGAAUCAGCAUUGGAAGUCUGGGGAAGGAUAACACCAGAGCAUGUGUUUCGAAUAUCACCGUCCGAGAUGUCAAAAUACAAAAUACCUUAACUGGAGUCAGAAUUAAAACGUGGCAGGGAGGGUCAGGCUCAGUGCAAAAUGUUAUGUUCUCCAACAUCCAAGUUUCUGAAGUAAAAACUCCAAUAAUGAUAGACCAAUUCUACUGUGACAAGAGCAAGUGUGCAAACGAAAGCUCAGCUGUGGCAGUGUCGGGCAUAAAUUACAUAAAUGUUAAAGGAACUUACACAGAGAAACCUGUUCAUUUUGCCUGCAGCGAUAGCUUGCCUUGCACUGGCGUGUCUCUAAACACCAUACAGCUAAAUUCCGUCCAAGAAAGCGAACACCUGUCUGGUCCUUUCUGUUGGGAGGCAUAUGGAGAGCUGGAGACUGCAACUGUCCCUCCAAUUGACUGCUUGAAGACAGGCAAACCUUCGGGUGCCACAGUGCAGUCUAAGAGUGAUUAUUGCUGAGCUGAGCUU
Morus notabilis is the source of this 1455-nucleotide messenger RNA. Its product is annotated as polygalacturonase At1g48100. Gene Ontology annotation, biological process: carbohydrate metabolic process. NCBI's taxonomy places the organism in Eukaryota, Viridiplantae, Streptophyta, Magnoliopsida, Rosales, Moraceae. The transcript is spliced from 7 exons. The record is from RefSeq and is a predicted model, not a curated record. The coding region runs from base 28 to 1446 and encodes 472 amino acids. Gene Ontology annotation, molecular function: polygalacturonase activity.